Melitaea cinxia (Glanville fritillary) is the source of this 552-nucleotide messenger RNA. Its product is annotated as centrosomal protein 20-like. NCBI's taxonomy places the organism in Eukaryota, Metazoa, Arthropoda, Insecta, Lepidoptera, Nymphalidae. The record is from RefSeq and is a predicted model, not a curated record. Gene Ontology annotation, biological process: microtubule anchoring; cilium assembly. Gene Ontology annotation, cellular component: centrosome; motile cilium; ciliary basal body. Gene Ontology annotation, molecular function: protein binding. The transcript is spliced from 2 exons. Bases 1 to 432 code for a protein of 143 amino acids.
AUGAACGAAAACCAGACAAUUUCAGAAAAAGAGCUUUUGGACGCGAUAAAAAACCUUUUGAGGAAGAGCGGUCAUCUAAAUAAAUUUCAAGCAGAGAUGCGAGCAAAAGUUACCGAGGUUUUACAAGAGAGACAAAUGUCAUUAAAUCCUGGCUUCAAAAGUUCGGGUGCACCACAGCCUAGCGAUGAAGUUUUGUUAGUGAAUGAGCUCGUUAAGGAAUACUUAGAGUGGAAUGGGUACCUCUACACUGCCUCCGUGAUGACAUCAGAGGCCGCUAUGCCGAAUGUAAAAAAGACAAGGGCAGAACUUUGUUCAAAAGUAGGUGUCAAGGAUGAUGAAAAGUCGGCGACAUUGCCUCUUCUAUCCAACAUUAUUGCUGCAUAUACUGAACGUAUUAAGCGCAAGAUAAGCAGAAUCAAAAAGGAUAAUUGAUUAAAACAUUUAACUUGCCAGAACAAUAUAUUGUUGAGGGUAAAAUAUUGAUGAAUUAUUAAUUCUUGCCUAUUACGCAGAUGCAACCAAAAAUUUAGUAAAAUAUUGUCUUAAAUUAUA